CUUUCUGUCCGUCACGGUGUGGCCGUCAGUGUGACAAUCGCGAGGCCAUUUCACUUUUUCCACUUUUCCACUUUUUCCAGCGCCUUGACUCUGAGGAAGAGCUUUUCAGAAGCGCAGUGCUGACCUCUUCUUCAGAUACCUAGGUGAUUGCGAAGGUGUCUGUGAUAAUACUGGUUGUUCCUGCAAACGCCACCAUGGCCGCCGCUUGUCAUUUUUCGCACGCCUCGUUAUGCAGUAAGGCAUCAAUGGCGGGAACACAAUGCCAGAGUCACACCACAGGAGUGGCGUGCAGGGACUUAUCAUCCGUUGCAUUUCAAUGGGGUAACACAGCUCCUUGGCUGGGUAGGUCGAAGCUGACCGGACCGGCAAAGCGGAAUUUGCAGAUCAGGAAUGUUGGCUGGGAUCCUGAAGGAAUUCUUGCGCCUCCAAAGCCGGACCACAUAACCCGACGGAAGGUCAUGAAAGAUUGGGCCAAGGAUGCGGAGGCGAAAGAGAAAGCAAUGGCGGAGGCAAGGAAGGAACUGGAGCGAAGGGCAGAGGCUCGGAAUGCGCGCAAGGUGCCCGAGUCUAGCUUCGCCCUCAUAGAGUACCUGCUAGACACGGAAGCUCAGGAGAUGGAGUUCGAGAUCGCAAAGUGCCGGCAAAAGCUAACCGAUGCAUUCUUCCAAGAGCUUCGGACGGAGGUCGGGUCGCUCAAGUUCGGGGUCAACCAGUCGGAAGAUAUAAAGGACCGGGUUGUGGAAUUGGAGGCGCUCGAAAAGGUGUUAAAAGAGGGGAUUGAGGCCUAUGACAAGCUGACGUCAGACAUGAUCAGCGCCAAGGACCGGUUGACGCGGCUACUAACUUCGAAAGAUAAGAAGGCAACGCUGCUCGAGAUGGCUGGGGAGAACGAGUUGGACCGGCCGUUGCUCGCGCUCCUGGACGAGAACACGGCGCGAGCACGGGAGGCAGGCCAGGAGCAAGCGGCAGAAUUCAUGGAGAAAGUGCGGAUGGCUGUUCUCAAAUACCUGACCGUAUGACACAAAGCCGUUGUAAUAGAAUUUCCGCUUUACUUUUUUAUCUUGAGUUUGGGGACCGCAUAAGGCCUCUGUUUGUUUAAUCAGGUACCGCAAAAGUUAAGAUCGUACACCUUGAACAACAUGCUCCAGAACGUGGACAGACGGAUCAUAUUUUGCAUGUUGGCAUGGCAUCUUGCAAUUUGUAGUCAGUGACGAGUUGGGCCGCCCAAUCAUGCAGUUCCGCAUACAUGGGCCGUAAGUUUGUACCCUUGAGUGUUUAGCAUCAAAAAUCGCAAGUAGGGAACGUACCAGAUCAGCGCUCGGGUCCGGCCGAUCAUCCUUGUCCUUAUGUAAACCCGAAGCCUUCAACUUGGC
Molecule: messenger RNA, 1373 nt
Organism: Klebsormidium nitens
Lineage: Eukaryota; Viridiplantae; Streptophyta; Klebsormidiophyceae; Klebsormidiales; Klebsormidiaceae
Source: the annotation of a GenBank genome assembly